GCAGUUCACAGAGUAGGUACAGAGUAGGAACAGUCAGACACAUACACUCACACAGACAGACGGUGAACAUGGGCCAGUUACUCAGCUGGAUCCGAGCUCCUCGGGACAAUCAAGCCUUACAGGAUGUGGCCGUGGAACAACAGCCUGCUUUUGACUGCUGUCAAUGCUUUAAGAAAGCGCCCAAAGGUUACCAAGAGUUACCGAGUGAGUCGUUCCCACCCGAGUUGUUCCACCCCAGUUCGCAGCCUAGACAGUAUUCACCCACUUCAGUGGCACAGUUGGCUGUGAAUCCAGCACAAUUUGAGAGUGCAUCUGCCGCCUCCACCAUGGCUACAAAGCCAGGGGCGGUGUCCGUGACAAUGGGUGGUGCCACAGCAAGUGGUGCCACAGGGGGAGGAAGUCCUACUACAGCAGGGACAACACAAAGAGGAACGGCCAAAGUGGUGAUGCCAGAGACGGCAUUCGUCUCUCCAGCAGGUGCUACUAUUAUUGACAUACCAACACCUGGGACCAAAGGCAGCCCUAAAGACACUCCAAAGCCAGCACCCAUGCAUCCGGCCAAAGCUACACCUCUUACCACGGGGGGAGGCAAUAUUGUAGUGGAGGCGACAACGCCAUGGAAAGCUGAAGUACCAAAGCUUCAAGAGUCUUCGGAACAGACAGCCAAGAGUGUGCCCACCACAUCAAGCAAAGUUGACAUGGCUAAAAAGGAUCCUGCUAAGUUGGUUACGGCUGUUGCUGCACCAGCUGCCGCGGCUGGAGAUGCCUCUCUGAAGGGGCCACAGACUAAGGUACAGGUGGAAGUAGUUCCCCCAGGAGCUAAGGCAGCCAAAGAGGAGCUAGCUGUGGACCCGUUCGAUGCCCUGGCUGAUUCCUUACCCUCAUCAGAGUCUUUCGCCCCUGCAGCCCAUGUAUACACUGGGCCAGAGGUGAUAGAGCAUGGAUUAACCUCAAAGAAGGGAGUGAUCUGUGGGGGGAACGACUGCCCACUGCCCCCAGGAUACCGAUUUGAAGACAUGGCCCCAGUUGCAGAUGUCAAGCCAAAAGAUGUUCCGAAACCCAUGAGCACCGAUGAGGCUCUGGACUCCCUGUCCUUUGGGUUCACAACCUCUAUGGCUCCCAUCCCUCAGAAACAGGAGAAGAAAGUGGAAGACUUGGCUGCCAUUGAUGCCUUGUCUGCUGGCUUCUCAAACUUUGCUCCACCUCCAGCCGCUCCCAUCAAGAAAGCUGAAGAGUUUAAGUCUGCACCUGUUACCAAGUCUCCUGCUCCCCCCGUUGACAAGAAAGCUAAGGUGGAAAAGUUUGCUGAUGACUUCUCUCUGAUGUCAGGAUUGGACUCCCCACUGGCUACCAAGCCCAAGACAGAUGAGAGUGUGCCCACCACAUCAAGCAAAGUUGACAUGGCUAAAAAGGAUCCUGCUAAGUUGGUUACGGCUGUUGCUGCACCAGCUGCCGCGGCUGGAGAUGCCUCUCUGAAGGGGCCACAGACUAAGAAAGUUGAGGAUUUGGCUGCCAUUGAUGCCUUGUCUGCUGGCUUUUCCAACUUUGCUCCACCUCUUCCCGCUCCCAUCAAGAAAGCUGAAGAGUUUAAGUCUGCACCUUUUACCAAGUCUCCUGCUCCCCCUGUUGACAAGAAAGCUAAGGUGGAAAAGAAACCCAUGAGCACCGAUGAGGCUCUGGACUCCCUGUCCUUUGGGUUCACAACCUCAAUGCCUCCCAUCCCUCAGAAACAGGAGAAGAAAGUGGAAGACUUGGCUGCCAUUGAUGCCUUGUCUGCUGGCUUUUCAAACUUUGCUCCACCUCCACCCGCUCCCAUCAAGGUACAGGUGGAAGUAGUUCCCCCAGGAGCUAAGGCAGCCAAAGAGCCAGCACCCAUGCACCCAGCCAAAGCUACACCUCUUACCACGGGAGGAGGCAAUAUUGUAGGGGAGGUUACAACGUCAUGGAAAGCUGAAGUACCAAAGCUUCAAGAGUCUCCGGAACAGACAGCCAAGAGUGUGCCCACCACAUCAAGCAAAGUUGACAUGGCUAAAAAGGAUCCUGCUAAGUUGGUUACGGCUGUUGCUGCACCAGCUGCCGCGGCUGGAGAUGCCUCUCUGAAGGGGCCACAGACUAAGGUACAGGUGGAAGUAGUUCCCCCAGGAGCUAAGGCAGCCAAAGAGCCAGCACCCAUGCACCCAGCCAAAGCUACACCUCUUACCACGGGAGGAGGCAAUAUUGUAGGGGAGGUUACAACGCCAUUGAAAGCUGAAGUACCAAAACUUCAAGAGUCUCCGGAACAGACAGCCAAGAGUGUGCCCACCACAUCAAGCAAAGUUGACAUGGCUAAAAAGGAUCCUGCUAAGUUGGUUACGGCUGUUGCUGCACCAGCUGCCGCGGCUGGAGAUGCCUCUCUGAAGGGGCCACAGACUAAGGUACAGGUGGAAGUAAUUCCCCCAGGAGCUAAGGCAGCCAAAGAGCCAGCACCCAUGCACCCAGCCAAAGCUACACCUCUUACCACGGGAGGAGGCAAUAUUGUAGGGGAGGUUACAACGCCAUGGAAAGCUGAAGUACCAAAACUUCAAGAGUCUCCGGAACAGACAGCCAAGAGUGUGCCCACCACAUCAAGCAAAGUUGACAUGGCUAAAAAGGAUCCUGCUAAGUUGGUUACGGCUGUUGCUGCACCAGCUGCCGCGGCUGGAGAUGCCUCUCUGAAGGGGCCACAGACUAAGGAGCUUACUGUGGACCCGUUCGAUGCCCUGGCUGAUUCCUUACCCUCAUCAGAGUUUUUCGCCCCUGCAGCCCAUGUAUACACUGGGCCAGAGGUGAUAGAGCAUGGAUUAACCUCAAAGAAGGGAGUGAUCUGUGGGGGGAACGACUGCCCACUGCCCCCAGGAUACCGAUUUGAAGACAUGACCCCAGUUGCAGAUGUCAAGCCAAAAGAUGUCCCAAAACCCAUGAGCACCGAUGAGGCUCUGGACUCCCUGUCCUUUGGGUUCACAACCUCUAUGGCUCCCAUCCCUCAGAAACAGGAGAAGAAAGUGGAAGACUUGGCUGCCAUUGAUGCCUUGUCUGCUGGCUUCUCAAACUUUGCUCCACCUCCACCCGCUCCCAUCAAGAAAGCUGAAGAGUUUAAGUCUGCACCUGUUACCAAGUCUCCUGCUCCCCCCGUUGACAAGAAAGCUAAGGUGGAAAAGAAACCCAUGAGCACAGAUGAGACUCUGGACUCCCUGUCCUUUGGGUUCACAACCUCAAUGCCUCCCAUCCCUCAGAAACAGGAGAAGAAAGUGGAAGACUUGGCUGCCAUUGAUGCCUUGUCUGCUGGCUUUUCAAACUUUGCUCCACCUCCACCCGCUCCCAUCAAGGUACAAAUGGAAGUAGUUCCCCCUGGAGCUAAGGCAGCCAAAGAGCCAGCACCCAUGCACCCAGCCAAAGCUACACCUCUUACCACGCGAGGAGGCAAUAUUGUAGGGGAGGUUACAACGCCAAGGAAAGCUGAAGUACCAAAGCUUCAAGAGUCUUCGGAACAGACAGCCAAGAGUGUGCCCACCACAUCAAGCAAAGUUGACAUGGCUAAAAAGGAUCCUGCUAAGUUGGUUACGGCUGUUGCUGCACCAGCUGCCGCGGCUGGAGAUGCCUCUCUGAAGGGGCCACAGACUAAGGUACAGGUGGAAGUAGUUCCCCCAGGAGCUAAGGUAGCCAAAGAGCCAGCACCCGUGCACCCAGCCAAAGCUACACCUCUUACCACGGGAGGAGGCAAUAUUGUAGGGGAGGUUACAACGCCAUGGAAAGCUGAAGUACCAAAGCUUCAAGAGUCUCCGGAACAGACAGCCAAGAGUGUGCCCACCACAUCAAGCAAAGUUGACAUGGCUAAAAAGGAUCCUGCUAAGUUGGUUACGGCUGUUGCUGCACCAGCUGCCGCGGCUGGAGAUGCCUCUCUGAAGGGGCCACAGACUAAGGAGCUUACUGUGGACCCGUUCGAUGCCCUGGCUGAUUCCUUACCCUCAUCAGAGUCUUUCGCCCCUGCAGCCCAUGUAUACACCGGGCCAGAGGUGAUAGAGCAUGGAUUAACCUCAAAGAAGGGAGUGAUCUGUGGGGGGAACGACUGCCCACUGCCCCCAGGAUACCGAUUUGAAGACAUGACCCCAGUUGCAGAUGUCAAGCCAAAAGAUGUCCCAAAACCCAUGAGCACCGAUGAGGCUCUGGACUCCCUGUCCUUUGGGUUCACAACCUCUAUGGCUCCCAUCCCUCAGAAACAGGAGAAGAAAGUGGAAGACUUGGCUGCCAUUGAUGCCUUGUCUGCUGGCUUCUCAAACUUUGCUCCACCUCCACCCGCUCCCAUCAAGAAAGCUGAAGAGUUUAAGUCUGCACCUUUUACCAAGUCUCCUGCUCCCCCUGUUGACAAGAAAGCUAAGGUGGAAAAGUUUGCUGAUGACUUCUCUCUGAUGUCAGGAUUGGACUCCCCACUGGCCAACAAGGCCAAGACAGAUGAGAGUGUGCCCACCACAUCAAGCAAAGUUGACAUGGCUAAAAAGGAUCCUGCUAAGUUGGUUACGGCUGUUGCUGCACCAGCUGCCGCGGCUGGAGAUGCCUCUCUGAAGGGGCCACAGACUAAGAAAGUUGAGGAUUUGGCUGCCAUUGACGCCUUGUCUGCUGGCUUUUCCAACUUUGCUCCACCUCUUCCCGCUCCCAUCAAGAAAGCUGAAGAGUUUAAGUCUGCACCUGUUACCAAGUCUCCUGCUCCCCCUGUUGACAAGAAAGCUAAGGUGGAAAAGUUUGCUGAUGACUUCUCUCUGAUGUCAGGAUUGGACUCCCCACUGGACACCAAGCAGAAGACAGAUGGGGGUGGCUCCAUGUCCCUGGAUGCUCUCAGUGCUCUGGGAGACUCUCUGCCUGCUCCAGAAGCAGCACCUGAACCUCCCAAGAUCAGACAUGAGGACAUAGUCACGGAGGGCAAACUCACAUCGAAGAAGGGAGUUUUUGUGGGUGAGCGAGAUGACACACUCCCACCAAAAUACAGGUUCACAGAAAACAAAGUCAAAGACCUGCCUCCUCUGAAGCCAGAGCCCUCCAUGGACUCUGGUGAGGCUCUGGAGAUCUUGUCAGGUGACUUCAUGUCUUCCUGUGUGGCUCCAGCUGUCCAUGCUCCUGUCCUCUGCCCCCCAGCUCCUCCCACACAGGCCUCAGAUGACUUUGCCUUGGAUGCCCUGGCAGGGGACUUUGUAGCCCCAGCUGUUGCUCCUGCAGUCAAAUCUGCUGUUGACCACCAGCUAUCUAGAGGGACAGUAGAUGCUCUGGAUACCUUGUCAGACUCCCUGAUGGACAAGGCUCCUAUCCCAGAGCCUGCUCCUGUCUCAGUCAGAGACAUCGUCAAGGAGAAAAAGGUUAUAGAGGAGAAGCUUACCAAAGUGGGGGAGAGGGAUGACAGCCUUCCAGCUGAGUACCGGCACACAGAGAAAGACCGAAAGGCAAGGGCAGAGGCCAAAGUCCAGGCUGAUGUUAGAGCCAAGCAGCCGUUAAUGGAUGACAGCGAGGCCCUUGACCUCUUGUCUAGAGACUUGUCUUCAUCCGCUGGUCCAGCUGCAGCCUCAGUAGCCGUGACAACGGAGCAGAGACAGCCCAAACUGGAGCCCAUGUCUGCCCCUGUCCUGGAUGACCUGGCAGGCACCCUGCUCCCAGACACCCCCGAGUUCAAAUCCAAGGGAGACAAGCCAAAGAGCAAGUCAAGGUCAAAGUCAAAGAAACAAAGGAAGGAGGAUCCAUCAUCCAUAGACCAUCUGUCUGGACAGCUGAGUUCAGACGUAGUGUCAGCAUCCACAAAUAAGGAUGGCAAGACCUAGACAUGUAUGUUUCUAGCGCACUACAUGUCCCCUGCCACACGGUGGCGCCACUCGAGGGAGCUGCUGUGAAUUAUUCUAUUUUUCUAAAUGGGUGGAGAACAUAUACUGGAUAUAAAAAAUAAAAAAUGACCACACACUUACACACAUGCGCAUGUACACACACACACCACAGUGUGCAACGCCUUUCCUGCUUGGUUUCGCACAUGACAGAAGAUUGUACUAGGUUUUGGUUUCUUUCAUUUGAGACGAGGAGAGCAAAAUAAAGAGAGGGAACGAGAGCGAGCGAGGGAGGGACUUUGUCCUGACUUAUUUCCCAGGAUUGAACAGAGAAUCUGUCCAAUCCUGUAAGGAAAAUUAAAUCUGGGCUUUGCCUUUCAAGUGGCCUGACUGACUGUCCAUCCUAGCUAACUGUCUGCAUUGCCCCAACGUUGUAGUGAUGUUGCUGCAACAUUGCUACAGUGUUGGGGGUAAUAGUGAGUGUCAUGUGUUUAGGAACAGUAUAUAGGGGUUAUGUAGGAUUGGGAUGUCUGUCCAAUAUUGAUGUACACAGAAGAGUGAGUUUUCUCUUAAGUGGACACCCACCAUAAUACACUAGUGUACAGCACAGUCUACUCAAUAUUGAAAUGUAUAAAAGGUUUUACAGGAAAUUAUCUGCUUGAUAUGGAUGCAUCUGUGAGCAAUUCUAUAUAUUUACUUUCUGUAAAGCAAUAUCUAUUAAGAAGGGUUUAUAUAUGUGUGAACUUUGUCUUAUAAAAGCAUUUAUUGGUUUCAGAAAGUGGACACAGAAGUUAACUUAGGCAGUCACUAUGUCUGUAAACUGUCUUUGUUUGUAUACUGUGAAGACUUGCUCUAGAUAUGAGGACACUGUCAUUUACACAGUCUAAAGGGCUAUCACUUCUAGUCAAAAAGUCCAAAGCUUUGUGGAUUAUUUCCCCAAGAUGGUAUCACAGAAUUCUACAUAUUUAGGUGCAGGUCUCAAACUUAAAACUUGAGAGAUAUUUUGGAAAUGGGAAUUCUAAUUAAAUAAAUACAAAUAAUAAUUGUGUUGUGUGUAUUCAGCAUUCAUGUGUCUGGAGUAACUCCUUGUGCCACCCUCAACAAUCGAAAACAGAAACACAAUACUUUUUGUAGCUAACAUGGGGUAACCUAAAAAUGUACGUUGCCAAUAAAUAAAUGAAUGCCUAUAACAAGACAUGACAGUAUUAUAAUACAUUUGUGUAAGAGGGUCUUUCGGUAUAGGGAACUUACUGUAUAUCUGUGUUGCAGUUAAAGGGAAGAAAGUUAUACUAUUUUAGAAAUAUUUUGACAUGUAAUAUUAGGACCAUCUUUCGCUUGUACAAAGCAGCGCAGGUGUUUUUUAUGUUUUAUUUUACAAAGCUCCUUCCACCUCUGAGUUUUGGAACGUGUGUUCAACCUCGCCUCAAGUCUUCUUUUUUUGUCUUUUGUUUGUGCAACGGCCUUCGGCGCUUGAGGAGUAGAAUUUGAGUGUCGUAAAAUAAAACAUAAUAAAAAUCGAUGUGGUUUCACCA
Messenger RNA from Oncorhynchus masou masou (cherry salmon), 7348 nucleotides. Its product is annotated as nascent polypeptide-associated complex subunit alpha, muscle-specific form-like. Lineage: Eukaryota; Metazoa; Chordata; Actinopteri; Salmoniformes; Salmonidae. Gene Ontology annotation, cellular component: cytoplasm. The transcript is spliced from 66 exons. The record is from RefSeq and is a predicted model, not a curated record. Bases 69 to 5819 code for a protein of 1916 amino acids. Gene Ontology annotation, molecular function: calcium-dependent cysteine-type endopeptidase inhibitor activity.